AUGGGCAACCAGCCGUCACAGCCGAAGAUCACUGCGCAGGAAAAAGCAAUCUUCCAGCUCAAAAGACAGCGGGACAACUUGAAACAGUACCUGAAACGCAUCAAUGUCGUCAUCGAAAGGCAGACUGCGCUAGCUAAACAGGCUGUUCAGGACGGCAACAUGGACAAGGCAAAGAUCUACUUGCGCCUGAAAAAACACCAGCAGAGUCUCAUCAACAGCACGUACGACCAGCUUGAAACCCUCGAGAAUUUGAUCGGCACCAUUGAGUUCAAAUUAAUCGAGAAGGACGUCCUCUACGGGCUCAGUCAAGGUAACGAGGUGUUGAAGAAGCUCAAUUCGGAGAUGAGUGUCGACAAAAUCGACCGUGUCAUGGACGACUUGGAGGAAGAGCGCGUGAAGGUAGACGAGGUCAUGGACAUUUUGGGCCUGGGCUUGACGAAUGCAGAGGAGCACGAAGUGGAUGACGAACUUGAGGCGCUAGAGCUCGAGGUC
Messenger RNA from Metschnikowia bicuspidata var. bicuspidata NRRL YB-4993, 492 nucleotides. It is a transcript of the gene VPS20, whose product is annotated as ESCRT-III subunit protein. Lineage: Eukaryota; Fungi; Ascomycota; Pichiomycetes; Serinales; Metschnikowiaceae. Gene Ontology annotation, cellular component: ESCRT III complex; multivesicular body. Gene Ontology annotation, biological process: vesicle budding from membrane; late endosome to vacuole transport via multivesicular body sorting pathway. The annotation marks the transcript as partial. The record is from RefSeq and is a predicted model, not a curated record. The transcript has a single exon.